Messenger RNA from Mycosarcoma maydis (corn smut), 936 nucleotides. RefSeq lists its product as uncharacterized. The transcript has a single exon. The annotation marks the transcript as partial. The record is from RefSeq and is a predicted model, not a curated record. Lineage: Eukaryota; Fungi; Basidiomycota; Ustilaginomycetes; Ustilaginales.
AUGAACGCAGCAUGUACGGCGGCUACGCCUCCAGUUGUCGCUGGGGUGAGCAGCUCGACUACACCGCCUCUCGGCAACGCUGCUUCGACGCCUGCGCAUUUCAGGCUGGGCAGGACGAGUCGUAGAAGCAGUAGCAGUGGAUCUAGCUCCAGCGGUAACGGCGGCAUCGUUUAUGGCCAAAGCAGUGGCUCAGUACCCACAGCUUCGGUAAGUCAGGCUAAAAGCGCAAAACGCAAGCGCAGACGCCAUAGUACACUUUCGAGCGGCGUAGCAUCCGGAUCGGAAGAGGAGGCCGAGCGUGUACCUCCGAUGCUACGACUGCGCCUGGGGAGCUAUGUCUCAGAUUUCCGACUGGAAAGAGCGAGAAGCCAUUCUCCCAACAGUACGCAGCUAUAUCCAGCAACGCCCUCGUCGCCAUCGAGCGCGCUGCGGCAAAGACACCAACUGCGGAUCCAUACCACUGCAGUGGAGCUCUCAUCAUCGGGGAACGACCACGGGUGCGACCAGGCGACCAUGGCGUCGGUCUCCUUCUCUCCAUCCUCUGCGACGUCAUCCUCGACUCCGGUACGGAGAGAUUCCGACAUCGAAAUGGAUCUUGACGUUCAAUCCACGUUCCAAGCUAUGCAAGUCGAAUCGCCCAACGCAUCACCCUCCCCGACGACUGUGUCCAAAAGCAACCUCACCGCAGUUGUUCCAACUAUCAGAGCAUCGUCAACGCUGCCGAGUGCUACAUUGCAGCGACCAAGUCCGAUACCAGGCAAUCUGCUCUCACCGCUCGUCACAGAUACCAGAUACCCUCGUUCGCGAUCGCCCCUCUCGCCAUCGUAUCCCUAUGUUUCGCUCGUGACGUACACUUCCACAUCUGCUGUCUCACCCGGCGUGUUCCCCUCAGCGAACCUUGUUGCAGCUCGCAGAAACUCAAGGCAGAGCCUCGGC